Messenger RNA from Panonychus citri (citrus red mite), 950 nucleotides. RefSeq names its product lipid droplet-regulating VLDL assembly factor AUP1-like. The coding region runs from base 456 to 878 and encodes 140 amino acids. The record is from RefSeq and is a predicted model, not a curated record. Gene Ontology annotation, molecular function: ubiquitin binding. NCBI's taxonomy places the organism in Eukaryota, Metazoa, Arthropoda, Arachnida, Trombidiformes, Tetranychidae. The transcript has a single exon.
CAUUUUUUGUUAAUUUGAUUGUUUUUCAUUCUGUUAAUUAACUAGUUAAUUAAUUGAUUAUUGAUUAAUAAGGAGAGAAAAUUAUGUCUAUUUAAUUGGAUUAAUUGAGUGUUUUCUUUGUUAUUCUUUUCUAUGUGAUUGAUCGUUUUAAAUUGUGUGUUCACUUUGUUUCUUAGUUGAAUUUUCUUUCUCUUUUAUUUUUUCUCUUCCUUUUUCUCUGGUGUUGGAAAAAAAUUGAUUUCUCUUUUUAGAAAAUUUUACCGCUGAUUUAUUCUAUUUUUUCUUGAUAACUUUGUGAUUCUUUUAAUUUUUUACAGUUACAAUUUUGUCUACUGUUUCUACUUGUUCUUGUUUCUCUCCUUUUUUUUUCUCCUUCUAAGCCUUUUUUUAGGUGGUUCCUUUUCUUUUCUUUUCCCAUUUCCAUUUUGGUUUUUUUCCAAACAAAAUUAGUCCAAAUGAAUUCUUCUAAUGAUAUUGAAAUCGAUCAGAUGGCAGUUAGAGUGAAGGAGAUUCUUCCACAUGUGCCUUUAAAAACAAUCCAAACCGACCUAAGGGUAACCACGGAUAUCGACGAGACCAUAGCUCGACUUUUGGAUGGUGUUCUAUCUUUCCAACCUGAAGCAGUAGAUCUUACAAAGUUAACCCAAGCAGCUGCUUCUAAAACAUCAUCAUCAUUUUCUUCAUCAAUUAAUAAUGGAAGACAAGGUGACGAUGAAAUAAUUACCUCCAACGGAGUACCGGCUUCCUUCAAUACUGCUGCCAAAGUUUUCGGGAAAUCACCCAACGAAAGGAUGUUAUCAUUUAAAGACAGGAAAAAAAACCUUAUCGAAGCAGCUAGACAAAGAUAUAUAAAGAAACACGGACUCAAAUUAUCCUAAUUUGUUGUUCUUUUUUUUCCUUGAGCUCUUAUGGAUUAGAUUUUCGAUAGAAGAUUCUCUUGUAAUCUCUCU